This is a messenger RNA of Pimephales promelas (fathead minnow), 4501 nucleotides long. RefSeq names its product TBK1 binding protein 1 (gene tbkbp1). Gene Ontology annotation, cellular component: cytoplasm. NCBI's taxonomy places the organism in Eukaryota, Metazoa, Chordata, Actinopteri, Cypriniformes, Leuciscidae. The record is from RefSeq and is a predicted model, not a curated record.
AACAACCAGGAAGUAAAGCCCAUCUAAACAGGACAUGAGGGUUAGGUCUAUCGCUGUAGUGCCUGACUCUGUCGCUGAUGUUGUCUAUUGAAUCUUCAGCCGUGGCGCUCAAACUCUCUCUGAUUCCUCACUGAGAGCAUCUGAACCAGCGACAACAGCGGAGAGCAUCAGGCUCAUACAAUUAACCAACACUGGGGUUCCUGGCCCUUCACUGAAGACAUGUCAGCAAAGGACGGAUCUAAUCACAGCAGUCACACUUCUCCUGCAGCCCUGCUAAUCGUCGGCCAAUUGAGGGGCCACAAAGCAUGCCAGAAACACACAUAAACACCCCAUUGAAAUAACAGGUUGAGGAUCGGAAGUCAUGGAGUCUCUCUUCGGGGGCCAGUUGGGCUUGCUGGGGGGUAACGAGGGUCUGAAAGAAGAUGGCUGUGGGGUGGGCUGGUCCAGCUCUCCCUUAUCAGAGGAUAUGUACUCUGCCUCACACUUCGCCCUCAUCAGCGCAUACCAGGACAUUAAGACUCGACUGGCUGGCCUCGAGCGAGAGAAUGCAGACAUCAAAAGAAAACUCAAGAUUUACGAGAUAAAGUUCCCCAUGAUAAGCGAGUUUGGAGAGGACAGAAACUCCUACUGCUCCUUUGAGCCCAAAGACACAGCGUUGCUCCAGUCAGAGAAUGGAAGUCUGCAACAGAGAGUCAACAUGCUGACCCUCGAGCUUCAGAAGAGCAAAGAACGAGAGGAGCAGCUUGAAGAUGUCAUUCAGGCCUAUGAGAAGAUCCACAUGGAGAAGUCCAGCCUUCAGCGAGACCUGGACAAGAUGGCGUCUAUGGUGGAGAAACACGUCGAGCGGAUUCACAGUCUAGAGUCGGCUCUGAGGCAGAGAGAAAGCUCUCUACACAAACUCAAUACACAGCUACACAACAAAGACAUGCAGUAUCUGCAACUUCACAGCCCUGACCCGCAUAUGCUAGACUGCCCCAUGACCCUACAGAGCUCCCGAAGUCUGGACACCCUCUCUGACCUCAAAUUACAGCGCCUGGAGGCGGAGCUAGAAGGGGCACGGCACGAGGCUCAGGGGGCGUGUCAGAGGGAGGAGGACCUAAAGGGAGAAUGUGAGAGACUACGGGAAGAGCUGAGAGAAUUACAAAGCAACCAGAGACAGAGGGAGGUGAGCUCCACGUGUGGACAGUGUGAUGUGGAGUGGAUAAAGAAAGUUGGAGAUGAACAAGUCAAUCUGGCUUUGGCCUAUACUGAGCUAACAGAGGAGUUGGGCAAGUUACAGACUCUGACCUCGAAACAGACCGAGAUAUUGCGGAAAGCCUCACAGGAGCCGGUUAGCCCAGUUCAGCGCCACUCUCCUGUCCCUCACCAGAGGCAUUCGCCCAUUCCGCAGCGGCAUUCCCCCAUCCAACAGCGUCACUCCCCCAUCCAACAGCGCCACUCCCCUGUGCCCCAGCGGCGCUCCCCUAUCCUGCAGCGCCUGUCUCCGGACAUGCACCGACGCUCACCUCUUCCUGAGCUCAGCGAUGGGCCGGCUUCCUAUUCCUGCAGGCCCACUUCCCACCACCUGAGGGCCAGUUUCCAAGGAAGACGCAGUUAUUCUGAAGUAGCCGAUCCAUCGGCUUAUCAACGGCCGCCGCGGUUUACUCUGGACCCAGUGUCCACCCUGCCGAAACCUCGACCUUAUGUCGACAGCUACCACAAGCAGAAACAGCAACAGCAGCAACAACAGCAGCAGCAGCAUGGAGGAAGCCAGCACAUGUUAGUUCAAAGACAGGGCUCUCAAUCUGGCGAUGGGGGAUUGGCUGAAUCUCCACGGCUGUCCAGGGAGCUGUCCUUCCACCACUCGGAUGUGUCCCACUUGCAUUUCGAGGCUCAGCCCAGCCCAGGAUCUCUGCAUCCAUCCCCACAGCCUCCUCAGUCCUCAGAGGAUGAGGAAGAGUGGUCCUGCCCUCAUCCCAUCAGUCCACCACGAACACUGGGGGUGUCGAGCCCCUCAUCGAGCUCCAGAGGCCCCGCCUCUUGUUCGGCUUUCCCCAUUCCUUCCCGUCCCAACACCCUAAGCUGCCACCCACCUGGAUACCUGCAUGCAGAGCACGCCCAGUCGUGGCCGUCCAUCAACCUAUGGAUGGAGACCGAGGAGGAGGGUGACGUCAGGAGCUGCCCUUUGUGCCAGCUAAUCUUCCCUGUUGGUUACCCUGAUGAUGCCUUGAUCAAGCACAUUGACUCACACCUGGAGAACAGCAAGAUCUGACACCCACAGCCCAGCCAUGACCUUCCAUUGUUCCGCAGUUACUUUCAUUCUUCGCUCCUGGUAUUUUUAGCUGGGUGCCUUCAGACAGAAUGUAGUUGAUGCACCUGUGGCCAAUCUUGCAAUUUGCUAAGUGAAACAGAGAUCAAUGAUAACCUACACAGCUACGAUAUGUAGUGAAUGGCUCAUAACUCUAUAUAUCUCGCUUUGACACACAUUUCUUGAAAUGGGUAACUUCCAAUUUUGAACACACACACCAAACGAAACUCGCUCUCUAAAGUAAAACAUAUUGCAUUAUUAAGGCUCUGAUUUCAGCUUUUAGCUACUGUUACCAUUAUUGUUUGCAUUACACUUCGAUAUGGUCACAGAAUGUACUUUGUGUGCCAUAUUUAGGUGAACUGAGAAGAUAUGAUGGAGCUAUACAGGAUAAGUAUGAGGGAAUAUUGGACACAUGGCCAAUGGUUGCAUCAUUUGAAUUUCAGCACUUUAUAUAAGCACUUAAUAUCUAGUUUACCUUUACCAAUAUUACUAACACUAAGGCAAAAAAGUAAAACCUUAUAGAUAUAAUUUAUUUUUUAAUAUAUACAUCUUAGUUUGGCAGGACUUCCCUUUAAAAAAAACUAGGUUAUUUGUAAUUAUCUGUAAAUUCACAAUCACAUCUAUUUUGUUUGUCUUCCAGGGUGUCCGACUGUACAAAAAGGGAAGAUAUUUUUUCUUUCCUAAGAUAUUCUUAAAAACUUUCCUCUCAUAAUAUACAUAAUGAUUGCAGCUCUGUACACACAGGUUUAGCCAAACAUUGACAAAACACUAGUUACUGUUGUUUCUCAAGACAGAAAUACUGUGAUUUCUGUAGGAUGGUUUUUGAUCUUUUUGAUGUAAAUUAUUUCAGAAAAUUGCUUUGACAAAAUAAUAUAUUCUUCUGAUCACAUCACAGAGCGUGAUCAGUUUUAUCUGUUUUUUAUGUAUUGUAAAUGUUUACCUGUAUUUAAAGCCAAUUAUAUGUAUUAACCUGUAAAUGCAGCUAUAUAAUGUAGAUAUGCAUUUUGCAAGCUCUGAUAAGAGCAAAUGGAUUGCUAAAGAUUAAAAUUAAACCAUUGGAACUGCUAAUUAAAGUUUUUCUAUUGUAAUCCAAACGAUAAAGCUACCCAGUUGAAUUUGCUAACUACCGGUAUCUUCCUUUCCCUGAUUCCUUCAGGUGUACCCUAUACUUAGUGUUUAAAAGUCUUCUUUAUUGCUACUUUCCCUGAUUCUGCAGACUUAGUGAAAUCGAGGGCAUUGGAUAUGCUACUAACCCAAAUACAGAGAAACUAAAACGGGAAAGUGGCACAAAGAAGUCAUCGCUGGUGCACACACGCAAAAUUAUAAAGCCAAAUAUAGCGAAGAGCAAAAUGAGAAGCUAUACGCUGUCUAUCAAAAAACUGGGUGGAGGAGGUUUCAUCCAAUUGGUCGUCUAAUUUUAUGUGGUAAUAUUCUGGAAAAUACCGUCCCAGAUGUUGUAAAUAUGAAUCGUCUAUGAUGUCACCAAUAACUAUUCCAUGAAAGACUAACAAACAGGUGUGGAUAAACUGAAAUGACAUCAAUACAACCAAAGACACAGCCUGCUUGUUUUUCAUUUCUGUUCACAUGAUAUUCACUUCAGCGUAUUGAAAUACGGUGCAAAACUGGAACAUGGGUAGUGUGCAGACAUGGAAUUUAAUGGGUAGUGUGCAGACAUGGAAUGCAGCUAAAGUGUAAAGACAAUCCAUUUCUGCAUAAUCACACACAAGUUUCUUUGUCUUGCAACCUUGUCCAUGAACAUGCAGUGUAGAUGCAAAGUAAAACUUCAGCCACUAUUCACAAAGAUUCGCUCAGGAGUUAUUUAAAGAGCUGUUGCUGUUUCCUUGCUCCUCAAAACAGUGUUUUCUCAUGCAAAGACAAAUUAGCCUGAAUGCUUUUCUGGAUGCUCAAAAUAAAUGGUCUCUCUUUUUCCCUGUAGUUUGGUGUGUGACUUUUUUGUGAUAUUCUUAAAUAACUCAGGGGUUAAAACUUUGUGAAUAUGGCUCCUUGACCAUACAGGACUAACCUCCACAGGGAUAACGCGACAACUCGCCAAACGUAUUAAAGAGCUAAGAGGACAAUAAUGGGGUAGAGAUAUUUUGUCAUAGCAACAAGGUUCUGUAAGAAAAGAGGGGGAAAAGAACAUUGAAAAUGAAUGCAUAUUGUGUCAAAAAGUCUUCUGUAAAUAAUAUACAAAUAAACUGGAACAUGCACUGA